AUGUCGGAGAGUCCACCCCCGACGCCUAAGAGAAGGAGACUGGAGGAAUCCACCGGUGGGGUCGACAAUGGCGAUGUACAGGAUGAAACGCCGAGGGCCAACAGCAGUUGGACAGGCCUACCUGGCGGUGUCCCCGAAGCCUCGGCAUCGCCCACGAAACGACAGAAUCGACGACGAGCGCAUCGCACCCAUACGGCUUCACCAAUACCUUCGCUCUCCUCCCAAUCCGAGUCGCAGUCUUACACGUCAGGGCGCUCAUCUCCCACGAAGAGGCUCGCUACCCUGGAGCUAAACCACGACGGCAUCGAGACGCGGGUGAUGUCGCUGACGAAUCCGCUUUUGCCAGAAACUCUGGCCGAGAUCCUCUCCGAACUCGAGUUCUGCAGCAACGGGCUCGGCGUCGUCUCCCGGUCAUGCAAGGAUGAGAUCCAAGCACAAGCCCAGGCCAACCGAUCCUUUUCCCUCUUCCGAGACUUCAUGUAUGCAGACCCGGAAACCCGCGACACACUUGGCCCUACACCCUCAGUUCCCGAUGUGAUGUGGAUCUUGGAAGAGGCUCGAGAAUGCCAGGACACAAUGCAAUCCGAGUCUGGCUGGAAUAUGGGCGUCCAUUUUCCGCUCCUGCACAAGGCCAUUUAUGGUCAACGGCGACAGAAACAAUUGGUCGGUGUAGCAGCUUGUACUACCGCAAAAAUCAUCAAGGAGUACCUCCCUUGUGAUUCCCCGGCCAAGAUGGUUGACUUUAGCAUCUACCUUGCCCCAGAUGCUGGCCCCUUAACUAAUGAGACCAAGGCCGCUGUCGAUGCCAUCAGCUCGCUGCGCCGAGUUCUGCCUUGUGGCGUCAUCAACCACACGGAUUUCUUCCCCCUCCGCAGCCGUUCCAUGGUCGUUAGUAUCGAAACCAAAAAAAGAGGCGGUGCGCAACAAGAAGCCGAGCUACAGAUAGGUACAUGGCACACUGCCCAGUGGAAGUUCCUGUCACGAUUGGUAUCAGACGCCGGGGGGACAUUCGACGGCUUACCCUUUUUACCGGGUAUUGUGGUACAGGGACAUGAGUGGAGCUUCGUGGCCACGACGAGAGAAGGGCCCAAGACAAUCCUAUGGCUGGAACAGGGAUUUGGCUCCACGACCACCGCGUUGGGUGUGUACAAGAUCGUCUGGGGGUUGCAACGGAUCGCUCGAUGGGCGGAGGACGUCUACUGGCCCUGGUUUAAGAAGAAUGCUCUGGGUGUUUAG
Messenger RNA from Ilyonectria robusta, 1236 nucleotides. RefSeq lists its product as uncharacterized. The coding region runs from base 1 to 1236 and encodes 411 amino acids. The transcript has 3 exons. Lineage: Eukaryota; Fungi; Ascomycota; Sordariomycetes; Hypocreales; Nectriaceae. The record is from RefSeq and is a predicted model, not a curated record.